Molecule: messenger RNA, 686 nt
Organism: Tilletiaria anomala UBC 951
Lineage: Eukaryota; Fungi; Basidiomycota; Exobasidiomycetes; Georgefischeriales; Tilletiariaceae
Exons: 4
Coding region: 152-523 (123 amino acids)
Source: RefSeq, a predicted model, not a curated record
CCCCUUGUUUCAUCGCUCGCGCCUAGGCUCAUCUCUCUCAAUCAGAUGAAGGCAAGCGACGAGCUGUCAGAAGACCAAGCGCGGCAGAUGCUUUACGAAGUGGAAAGCGCAUAUACAAACUGGUUCCGUGCGCUUCAAGGGUGACAGCCAGAUGAUGACGCGUCAGCAUGCUCACGUGGCGCCUCGCAUCAGGGCGGGAAGCAGCCUCGGCGGCGAUUGCGCUCGUACACAAGCCUGCGAUGGCCUCCCAUCCGAUGUGCUAACUACUUGUGCGCUUCCCAUUCUGCACAUGCUGCUUUCGUUCUGGCUCGCGAUGAUUCACCCCUUCAGGGCAAUGAUAUCCCUACAUAUUGUCUUCUAUCACCACGAUACGCUCGACCGCUGUUGGUCUGAAUACUCUCCAGGAGCCGAGGAAGAUGACCUGCCGCAUUCUCCAAAUUUGCCAACAAACACCACUUGGCACAACGUGACGUCUCUAUUGCAAUGCAAGUACACUCUAGGAGUACACCCGCGUGGACUCUGAACGACGAACGGAAUUCUGCAAACCUGACAAAUGUAGCCUAGCCCUUGCAAGCAUUAGCAAUCAAAGCCGCAAGCUGCUGAACGAAUGGCUCAUGCAUCAUCGUGACUGCCAAGAGGGUUGGGAAUGGUCAUGAGUACAGACUCGAUUCAUCUGAUGGCAAAAG